Acanthaster planci (crown-of-thorns starfish) is the source of this 504-nucleotide messenger RNA. It is a transcript of the gene tmem229b, whose product is annotated as transmembrane protein 229B. Lineage: Eukaryota; Metazoa; Echinodermata; Asteroidea; Valvatida; Acanthasteridae. The record is from RefSeq and is a predicted model, not a curated record.
AUGUGGGAACACGGUCCAGUAUCGGCCUGGGUAAGGUUCUACAUUUAUGCCAUCCAUGGCUACUUUGCAGAAGUCAUGUUCACAGCUGCCUGGGAGUUUGUGGUCAACAUGAACUGGAAAUUUCCCGGAGUGACCAGCGUGUGGUCACUGCUGAUCUACGGCACAUCCAACAUGGUGAUAGAGCACUUGUAUCUGAGGCUUAAGGAAAAGGUAGCACUUCCUGCUCGCCUAUGCAUCUACGUCGUCUGGAUCUACCUGUGGGAAUUCUCCACGGGGCUAGUCCUGAGGCAGUUUGGAGCCUGCCCAUGGGACUACUCGCCGUUUGAUUUCCACUUCUUUGGGCUUAUCACCCUGGAGUACGCCCCUGUUUGGUUUUUUGGUGCGCUAUUGACCGAGCAGAUCCUGAUUAAGAAUACCCUCCGUUUGUUCUUCCAAGAUGACGAGCAGGAAACCAGACAGCCUGGUCCACAAAUCAUGAAUGGCCCAUCAAUGAAAAGUGAUUAG